Rhodamnia argentea is the source of this 560-nucleotide messenger RNA. RefSeq lists its product as uncharacterized. Bases 153 to 539 code for a protein of 128 amino acids. The transcript has 2 exons. Lineage: Eukaryota; Viridiplantae; Streptophyta; Magnoliopsida; Myrtales; Myrtaceae. The record is from RefSeq and is a predicted model, not a curated record.
UAGAAAAUGGUGAUCCGAUAAGCGAAAAAGGGAAGGAUAGUGAUGGCGGUGUCCAGAAUAAUUCCCCAACAUCUGAGGACCACCCUCGCUCAUUCGAUGAGGGCAAGGAGGACUUGAAUGGUGGAGAAUCGCUGUCUCCUCCGUUCGCAUCUAUGAACAAGCCUCUAGAGUCAAAUGCGUUUGUUCAGAUUGUUGAGGAAGUGGAAGCCGGAGAUAAUUCACAGAUCGAGUGGAGGGAUGUCGAGGAAGCUGUUGGCAAUGAAACUGAUGGCCAAGGAAGUGAGUUGAAGUCUAGUAGUGUUCUUACAAUUAAGGUUGUCAAGAAAGAGGAAACCCAGGGAGAGUUGGAGAGCGCAGGUAUCUCCCUUGAGAGGCUUGAGUCCACAAAGGAGUCGUGCAACGGAGAGAGUGAGAGCUUGCACAUGGCGAAUUCAGCAGAGAAGCCGCCUCAGGGUCCGAUGACUCCAAGAGUGGCGAGACAGACUUCAUGGAUGAAUUGCUGUGGAUUGCUUGAAGUCAUAACUGGGUCCAGGACAUAACUUUCGGGUUUUGGUUUUACA